This is a messenger RNA of Odontomachus brunneus, 9216 nucleotides long. RefSeq names its product voltage-dependent L-type calcium channel subunit beta-2 (gene Ca-beta). Gene Ontology annotation, biological process: neuromuscular junction development; regulation of voltage-gated calcium channel activity; chemical synaptic transmission. The transcript is spliced from 12 exons. The record is from RefSeq and is a predicted model, not a curated record. Lineage: Eukaryota; Metazoa; Arthropoda; Insecta; Hymenoptera; Formicidae. Gene Ontology annotation, cellular component: voltage-gated calcium channel complex. The coding region runs from base 843 to 2603 and encodes 586 amino acids. Gene Ontology annotation, molecular function: high voltage-gated calcium channel activity; protein binding.
AGCCGAGGCAAGUAGCGACCGUAGGCUACCGAGGGUGACCGAGGUGAUACGAGCCGUGUUAGCAGCAGCCCGUCGACGCGAGCACGACCCAAGCUUUACCGUCGUUUCGACGUAGUGUCCACUACGUCGGCCUCGAACGUUUCACGCGAAAAUUGCUCCGGCUGCUCGUGAGUCGCGUCCGUGACCGGUGGCGGAUCUCUCACCCUCGCGAAUCUCGCCCGGGUUUCGAUCGCGAACGUCGAAACGACGUCCACGCGCGAAAGUGACAGCUCCGAGUGGUGUGCUCCAGUCUCGCGGAGAACGUUGGGGAACGCUGGGCUUGUCAGGCAGAAAAGAGAAUCCCCUUGCAGGUAACCGCGUCGAAUCCGAAUCGUGCGUCGCAUCUCCCCGAAGCUACCCGUGCACUACCCUCGCCUUGAGCGGCACGCAAAGCCAGCGGCAUUCCCCGCUGUACUUGCAAGACUAACGGUGCUGAUCCGUGGACCUGCCAAGCCGCGAACCGCAAGCGGUCCAAGAACGAGGAAGAGCUCGAAGUCGAGGACGAGCGGUGGACGCGGAAGAGUCGGGUCGUGAGAGCUCCGGGCGGGGUAGCCUUUGAUUGUGAUGUGGUGGAGCCCCCCGGGGGGCCGCGGGGGCAGGAGGUUAGAGGCAGAUCGGUCGUGAGGGCACCAGGCACGGCUCGGCUGCCCCGAGGCGAAAUCGCCGGUGGGGCGGAGGAGGAGGUAGGAUGGUGUGACCUCCGGCGUCAUCCCGCCCGACGCGGAGGUGGUGCUGGAGGUGGCGGAGGUGGCGGUGGAGUCGAGCAGCUGCUGCCCGACUCAGAGGAGGAGGAGCCGACGGCGAUGUCGAGGCAGCCUCGAGAUGAACGGGACCACGUGAUCCGUUGCGAGACGCCCCGAGACCUCCGUGACCUUCGGAACCGCGACUUCAGGGAUUUCAGAGACCUUCGGGACGUCAGGGACGGGAGGGACAUCAGAGAGGGACACGUCACUGACAGGCACUACCGGGACGACUAUCCGGAGUACGAUCAUCAUCCUACUGGUGCCUCCACCUCGGCGCUCACGAACAACCCGGAAAGAUCGAAUGGAAGGGCCACGCUGCAUGAGGGUCGCAACGAUCUGCAGUUAGUGAAUUUGUGCGUACCUCCAAGAUCGGCGAUCGUUGGCUCGGCGGACUCGAACUACUCGCAGCCGAGCUCGGAUCUCUCGCUGGACGAGGAGAAGGAAAGCUUGAGACGCGAAAAGGAGAAGCAGGCUCUCAAUCAACUCGAAAAAGCCAGGACGAAGCCGGUAGCGUUUGCAGUGCGGACCAACGUGAGCUAUGACGGAUCCGUCGACGAUGAUUCACCCGUCCACGGCUCGGCCGUCAGCUUUGACGUUCGCGAUUUUCUUCACAUCAAGGAAAAGUACGACAACAACUGGUGGAUCGGCAGGCUCGUGAAAGAGAACUGCGACGUGGGUUUUAUCCCGUCACCGGUGAAGCUGGAGGCCUUAAGGUUGCAGGCGAACGCCGCGCGUGGCACGAAGGGUCUCUACUUGGCGCGAGGGUCUUCAGGGAACCUUGAGAGUGGUAUGCCCUCACGUGGUUCCACACCACCUACGCCAGGUGACGACAGCGACAGCGUCGGGAACGUGCGGCCCGGCAAGACCACCCUGACGACCCCACCCGCGAAGGAGAAGAGGAAGAACUUCUUCAAAAAGCCGGAGACGACAGCACCCUACGACGUGGUACCCUCCAUGAGGCCUGUGGUGUUGGUUGGACCGUCGCUCAAGGGCUACCAAGUGACGGACAUGAUGCAGAAGGCGCUCUUCGAUUUUCUCAAACAUCGCUUCGAAGGCAGGAUUAUAAUCACGAGGGUAAUGGCGGAUAUUUCGUUAGCGAAGAGGUCGUUGUUGAACAAUCCAACUAAAAGAGCGAUCAUGGAGCGGUCAACCAGUAGGAGCAGUUGUUUAGCAGAAGUUCAGCAAGAGAUCGAGAGGAUUUUCGAGCUUGCUAGGACUCUUCAGUUAGUUGUUCUGGACUGCGACACCAUAAACCACCCUUCGCAGUUGGCGAAGACCAGCCUGGCGCCCACGAUCGUUUACUUGAAGAUUUCUUCGCCGAAAGUUCUGCAAAGGCUAAUCAAGACCCGAGGAAAGUCGCAGAUACGUCAUCAAAACGUACAAAUGGUGGCCGCGGAUAAGCUGGCACAGUGUCCGCCGGAGAUGUUCGACGUCAUCUUGGACGAGAAUCAGCUAGAGGAAGCAUGCGAGCACAUAGCCGAGUACCUGGAAGCUUAUUGGAGAGCUACGCAUCCGCCGGACAUCUCUUCGGUGCCACAUGCCGUGCCAGCAUCUGAUGCACCUGUAGAUACAUUAACGCAACGCGUGCCAUCAGGUGCUCAUCACGAGAGUUACUACGGUCACGAGCCAAGAGGAUCGGGCUCAUACAGCGGCGGACAUGUCAGCGGCGGAACGAGAAGAUCGCGGCUGGAACGGAUGGAUCGUGAUCGGGGCGAUCGCGGGGAACACGAUUACGGCACCGAGGAAGAAUACGGCGUCGAUUAUGGCAGUGCCUCGAGGCGUCGUCAGCAGCAGGACUCGCGUGCUCUUAACGCUAUUUAGGAGCUGGGGCCCCGGGGCCUGUCGCUACAGCGCUGUCCCCACCUGCGCACCACCGCCCUAUAGUGAGCUCACCUCCCGGUAACGCUACCGAUUGUAGGAAGUGCGCAACGCUACCUCGCGAUAAGAUCGCUGCGCUCUGUUAGUGGGGCUGUUUCCUGUCGCGCUACUCGCUAGAAAGAGAAACGAGAGAAGCAGUAAAUCGGCUGGCACGCCAUCUCCGCGCGCUCUUGACCGAGCGAGCCUAAAACACACUAUCUCAUAUCGAUUCUAUCCGAACGCACCUCGAUGACCUCGAAAAAAAAAGAACCGUUGACAAUUAUCUCCGCGUAUUCGUCCAAUUAGGGAAUCUCGCUGUCUAUACGCUACCGGUCGCCAGCAGCGUGCACGCUAUUUCUGCAUCACGCGCUUGCACUUCAUUCGCGCUGCUUGCAAUAGUAAUUAUAAAGACCUCAUCAUUGAUCACUGAUGAUUCAGUUGCGACGUAACUGUCGGAGUAUUUUCUUACACGCUUAGAGCGUGUGCCCUUAUCUUCCGGAAGCUCCUGUAUCUGCAACACUACUACAAUGUUUGUCACUAUUUACUAAUAUUCCUUUACAUUGCCGGGUAUUUCAGUAAAGUCCACUAUCGAUUCUAUAUUGUAUGUGAUUACGCUUCAUUAACACUUUGACCGUCAUGCUGGAUUCGAGUGUGAGUCCCAUUAGGCCCGAAUUCUAUGUCUGUCGUGCACGAUUCUGUUACAAUUGUUUAAAAGUGAGGCUUUAGUAAACAAAUUGAUCCAUCACAGUUGAGAAUUUCACCAUAACAGUUCUCGAUUGUUCUCGAAUGUGACUAACCGAUUAUUGCUUAUGUUUCAUCGUUCUUUAUGUCUAUGCCGAACAUAUUACCAACUGUUGCACUUGAUCGGCUGGAAUAUUUUGGUAAAUCAUUUCCAAUUGAACAAAUAAGACCGUCAUUUGCAGACGGAUCACGACGGAGGCUCUGCAGAAGUUCACGCAGAAUGUGAGAACGGCAUGGCACUCAACGUGUUAACAACGAAUCAACAAAGACCGUUUGAUGAUAAGAAAGUUUUUCUUUCCUUUUCUGAUAUGCUAGCAUUCAUCAACAGCGUGCACGUGUGUGGUUACCUAGGCCAACAUUCACUCCGAUAACCAAGCCGCUUAUCGUCGAACUACGUGUAAAGACAAAACACAAAACCAAGAUCGUUAUUCCCGCGCGGACGAGUCCCGUCAGCGCACCACCAAUUGCAACUCGCACACGUCACCAGUACCUGCGGAAACAUAUUUUCACGUCUGUACGUCGCGUCUCGCUUCGUCAACGAACCUCAAUCAAUGUCGCGUGUUACUCUGACAAUGUUAUCAUGACGAUAUUAUCCGCGAUCGCGGAGUUAUGCUACUCGUUGAUCAUACACUACCGAACAAUCCACUCGCACAAAUAUCAUAGAAGUGUACUUGCCCAACGUGACGUAUGCUACAUUUAAGAACUCUGGCUGUAUUAUGUCGAACAUGUCAACCAUCUAUCAUAACGAUUGUCAGUGUCAACUGCACACUAUUAAUGCUGACACACCGUGACUGUUAACCAUAAUCGAGAUGAUGAUAUAUCUAUAUUGCAUUCUCGUGUGAGAUCCUUUUAUGCCCAUUUUAUACCGAGGAAGAACAACGUUAUCGAAAGAUACAUACUUGGCUAUAUCCAGUGCUCCUCGUUGAGCACCCUACUCAAUGUCGUUCGCACACUCAACCGAGAACCCUGCACACUUCUUCGCGCGAGAUAUUGUACUUGCUCUCGAAUCUUCUCUCACAAGUCUCAGACACGCGUGCGAAGGAAAUCGCGACAAAUUGUCAGGAUGACUUCAACGCACUCGACGAGAUGUCCUUCAUGUUAAAUUGACAAUUGGAAUUUCAUCCUAGAAUCGAUCUUGGAAUUAAUUGAUUAUUGUUAAUCGAAAAUCCCUUCAUGUACACACUUCGACACACACUCGUGUCUUUGAUGGAUUUUACUUCUAGAUACGUAUUACUUGCCAAACCCUAAAAUCAUUGCGAUGGACUUCUUCCAACAUUCACGCGCGAGAGUCGAAGUAUCGAAUGAAAUCAUUGCAAACACUUAAUUAAGGAUUCGAGUAUAAUGAUAACGAUCGUUUGGUCGAGCGAUCUUCCUGACAGGAGCUUUGGUCGAGUCGAAACGAUCUUCCAGUGUCCUUGUCAUCGCAGUACACGCAGGACAAACCCCAUUUGCGGAACCAGCUCGACGACACUAGUAGACGCGCGAGAUAAUCGCGUGGAACGAAGAGACCAAGAUAGAAAGUGCACUCGAAAGAAAGUGAAGAGAGCCCUGGGGCCUUACUCCCUGCACCGACUCCUCCUGGGCCCCAAAACCAAAUCUUUAUGUGAAACAUCGAUCGGCGAUCGACGCGGAUUUCUUCUCGUGAUCGAGAGAAACUGGAGUCUACGAGAAACAAUUGAUUUCCAUUCUAGAGUCUAAUUGUAGCGAAAUGAUAAUUGACGAUUGAUUACAAUUGAGAACAGUUUAAUGAUUGUGUAGAAAAGUGACCUAUGAUCGACGUAACAGCUAAUUCCGCUCGUAAUUGAAGCAAAACCAGAGCUUUAACGAAAGCAAAGAUUUCAAUUCGAUCGUCGAUCGUGGCAGCAAACGUCGCCGCCAUAACCUUACGAUCACCGCUGAGGAGCGAUCCACGAUCGAUGCGGCUCCGCAAUCUCUCGAAUUUGAUCGUAGAAACUGAAAUCUGCCGUCGCGACUGUGACGGCGGACGUAGCGACUUAACGAUCGACGUAGUGAUAUUUACCAUCGCGAUCACGUAAUUAAAUUAGACAAAUUAACGUAGAGACGAGGCGUUUUGGGGAAUCUUUUAUUUGUGAGAUGAGAUACGCUGACGAUAGCUCGAGAUCGGAUAAUGUUGGUGCGCUGAAUCCGUUGAAAGUUUACGAUCGGGCGCUUCGACGAUCUGUCGCGCCGCCAAGGUGUUUAUACAUUUUAUUAGAGUUAUGCUAAAAGUGCGCGUGUACGUGUGUGUAUGCGCGUGUACGUGUGUGUAUGCGCGCGCGUACAAGUGCAUACACACACGUACACCACACUGAAGAAAACACUUUGUGUACAUAGUAUACAUAUAUACAUACAAAUUGUACACAAACGCAAGUGACUGUUUCACUAUAUCACUCGACGAAUUUUAAUCGAGAUUAAGAGAGGUUCAAAGAAAAUGAUUAUUCAGCGGAAAUGUGAAUGAAAAUUACGUCGCGCGCGCGCGGUAGAUACCAAUAAACUGUAUUAUAAAUACAAUUUUUUGUAUCAUCGCUGCAAGAGCUACAUCUUUUCGACGGAUAUUUUUCAUAUUAUUACAGCUCACCAUCACUCGAACUCGCACCAUUUGUUGCUGCAGCUGGAGCAUUGAAUUCGUUUCUGAAGCGACUGCGACAACGUUAAGAAUCUAAAUUAUUGCUCACAAAAGCUGAAAGAUCACAUUUUUAUUCACAUUUCCCACCAACGGCAUCAUGUAAAUAUUGUAAGAAGCCUUUGUAAGAAGCCAAUGAGUGCCGUUUUCAAGUACUCACCUAUGCAGCGCUGAUACGUUGCGAUUGACGUGGAUCGGCAUUCAGCUACUUGUAAUUAGGUACUUGUAAUUAGAUCUUCGAUUUGUUUUUAUGCUAAAAAUAUCACGAAAGAUUCGAGAAAGAUAUUUGCAGUCACGCGAGAUCUUCAGCACGUGACAACGCUCAUCGCAAAUAUCUUUCGAUUCCGGCGUAUAGAGCCAUUCGGCCGAAUAUGAUAAAAAAACAAAGACCGAUCGUGUCGAUCCGUUUUGCAGGCAUACACACGAAACAUUUCCCGCCUAGGACGAUACGAUUAAUCCCAUGGAGAUAACAUGAAGCGUAACACAUUUGACGAAAAUGAAACUUACGAAGUUCUUAGGACGUUCUCGCGGCCAAGUAGUUCGAAAUAGAUCACGAUCAUCGGCAUGGAUUAUCAUUUAGAGUAAAUUAAUCGGAAACUUUUUCCUAUGCGGCGACCGCGUGAGAAAGCGCCGCGUUUUUUUGAUUGGGGGCGAUGUGUCCGAUACUAUAUACGUCGCAGUAAAGACUAGCAUAAAUCUAGGCGUGGGUAAUCUCGGCUUUGUUUCUUUUUUAUACAUUUUCAAGUAAUCCACCGUUGUCUUCUCGAGAAUCGAGUAAGAAUCAGCCGUUCUUUCAGAGGGGGAGGAAAUCUUUUGAAAGUACACGACCUCUUUGAUCAUCGGGUCUUAGAGAGUUACUUGUGUAGACUUGUUUUUAUUGUAGACGCCGUGCGGCUUACGCGGAGCAUGAAUAGAUUUUGCACAUUUCUGCGAUCGAUUCUCGAUGCGUUCGUGAAGAUCGUCAAAUGUUGGAUUGUGGUUUGAGCUCAUAUAGGUCACUCGUUUGUUUGAUUGUUCGCUAUUUAAACGUUAGAUAGGUAUGUAUAGUUGGCCAAAGGAGAGUGUAGCGUUUGGAGAAAUGAUUUUUAUGGUUAAAUAGAAGUAUAUUCAUCCUUAAUUGGUACCUGCUUACGCUGCUGUAUAAUUCUAUGUUAUAAUCGUGCAAAUUUUUUCUCAUGAUCGUGCAAAUCAGAUCUCUUAAGAGAGGACGCAUUUAUGUAUCGAAAACAUGGAUUCUUUGAUUCUAUUCAUCUCGGUCACAUUUGACUUCAUUUAAUUAAUUAAAACGAGAGAUUAAACGUUAUGUUUGAUAUAAUAUAUCUAAUUAAGUUGAGUCUUAUCCAAUUAGUUCAUUUAUUUCUGAUCUUACGUUAGCCGAAAUUUAUGAGGCUGAUGAUUCAAGAGCAUUAGUUUUGCAACCGAUACGAAAAUUUGACACGAGACCUUCUAUUUUGCAGAUUGCGUUGCGAUGGAUGCUCGGUACCGAUUAAGGACGUAUCUCUAGCAGAAAGCGUGUCGCGAAACACACGAUUGAUUUGCACACGUUAUGAUCAUGUUCGCUAUGUUCGGUCUCCUUUUAACACUUGAAUCUUGUAAUUAGAUAGAUACGUACUUAUACGAAUAUCUCUGCCUCUGAAGCAUCUCGAAGCUUCGUAUAAAUUUCGUGCCGACGCGAAGCAUUGCGUCAAUAUCGCUUGUCAAUGUCGAGGAUGUAAAUUUUGUCUUAGGCAGAAAUUUUGUAAAGAAAAGAGAGACAUAGGUAUAAAUAUCGGACGUCGCGUUUGAAUAAGGAAGUCGAGAGCAGCGGAUGUUAUAUUCUUCAGUAAACGAUCACCUGAAAAUCGGGUCCGCUCCUAGUCCGACGCGAAAUUUCCGUAAACGAGCGACACGGCGCACAUUUCGGGACGAUUAAUCGCAAGGUCUUCUCUCGCAGCCCAGACUUGUAUAUACUAGGUAAAAAUACGUUCCGUUACGAUCGCUGUGAGUCUACUUGAUGAGGGAUACACACGCUGUGUCCGCUUCCGUGCGACAAAUUCGUUUCUUGCAUCGGCUCGCAUCGAAUGAUGACGAAUGAUCAAUAUAUUGUGCUUAUUUUUUAUAUUUGUUUAUUAGAAAUACAAAACGGCUCUGUGGGGUGCUUUCCACUUGGUGACACAAGUUGAGCUUCAUUCUAUCUUUAUUUAAUAUUCAGUGAGUAACAAAAGUAAGGUGAUGCUUGUGUCGACUUGUGGCACUAAACGGAGAGCACUCACACUUUUUGCACUUGACUUUCCCCUGUGUAACGUAAAAGCAUCAAUAUCUGGACACUAACAACACUAGUAUUUAAUUCUGGGCAUUCUUGUCGUUUUGGUUUGUAAAUAGGAAUAUUUAAACGCAGAAUAUAUGUAUUCUAUAUUUUGAAAAUUUAAAUAUUUGUAUUUAAAGACUAAAACAAUAAGUUUUGUCCAGAGUUAGGUACAAGUUAUUAGGGUCUAGACAUUGGUACUUUUACCAUAUUUCUUUGUUUUGCAAUUAUAUAAGUUCAUGAAUAAUUGUAUGAUUUUUCAGAAAUCAAAUUUAAAAAAUAUUGUGCAUAUAUUGAAUGCUUUGACUGUCACGCUGGAUUCGAGUGUUAGUUUUGCAUCGCAAUUGCCCAACAUUUUUGAGUGGUAUGGCUCUAAUAUAUUGCCAACCUCAUGAAUCACCCUCGCAGUGAAGCUAAAAUAUUAUAAUAUUUGGUAAAAUUUUCCUUAAUUGAGUAAAUAAAACGGGGGAUUCACAAUCGGGGGAAGGGAUUUCCUGCAUGAACUUAUGCGUCAUUGUCUGGCGUGGCACUCAACGUGUUGAUCUUUUUGGCAACUUAAGAGUACAACCAUAAUGCCAAUUUAUAUUACGGUGAAAUUUGGUGAGACAGUUUCUCCCGUGUAUCAACAUCGUUCGUUGCGAGAUCGAGAAUAUCGCUCGAUUGAUUGAUGAUUGACCGAUUCUGCUUGUUUGCGGGCCAAGCAAAGGUCUGAGCAAAGUCGUGCGCCAUAGUCCUAGUCAUGCAUACAUAAUACAUGCAAAAUACAUCUUGUAGACACUUUGAUUGUCGAGAUGGGAAUUUUUAUAAUAUUUUGUAACUCCUCGGAAUAAGCACUCAUGGAAGUUUACGCAUCCAUGAGUAUAUUGAACGACUUAUACACAUACACCUAUACGCAAAUAUGGUCAUAUAUACAUGUACAUGUGCGGAAA